Molecule: messenger RNA, 933 nt
Organism: Dicrocoelium dendriticum
Lineage: Eukaryota; Metazoa; Platyhelminthes; Trematoda; Plagiorchiida; Dicrocoeliidae
Source: the annotation of a GenBank genome assembly
AUGGCGUUUUACAGCGAAUCAAGUAUGCGAGAGAUGCGCGAGGCUGCUGCAAACGAGAUCAGACGUGCCAUCCUGAGUCGAAUUCCUGAUUGUCUUCGAAACUGUGUCAACAAGGAGUUUCUGACUUGCGGUGGUGGCCCACUAUCUGGCUCUCAUGGCGUUGGAGUCAACUCUUUGGCCAACAGUAUUGGAAACAGCAUAAUGUCCAACAGCAACCAUUUGUCCCUUGCUGCGGGUCUUCCAGGUGUGAACGUUCUAAACAGCAGUGUCACCUCAGGAUUACCUGGUGCUGCACGUGGACUUCAUCCAGCCGCCGCUGCUGCUGCUUUCGGACUGUCAGCCGGUCUCUUCUCUGGUGGGGCUGGUGGUGCUGGACUUGGACUUGGGGGUACUGGUCUGCCUUUCCCCGCCAACCUUAUAGGUGGCGCGGGAGCAGCCGGCGGAGGCGGGGGUAUUCUCACAAACAGCGGUGGUCCUACCGCCAUUCCAACUUUGCCCCCACCACCGCCAGGCGCAGCGGCGGCGGCCGCUGCUGCUCACUUGGCUGGACUACCCCCAGUGUCUGCCUAUGCGAAUUUUUUCCCCGCUGGCUUGGCCGGUUUAGGUUUGCCGCCGCAUCCAUCAUCGCUCACAUGCCUUUCCGGUUCCACGUGUGCCAGCGGCGUUGGUGCUUCUGGCUGUUCGACAGCAGGUGGUAUAUCCACCAGCUGUUCGGUAGGAGGUGGCCCCAACAAUGCUACAACGAGCUUUAGCGGAAAUCAACCCGUCAGUUCUCCAGCUUCCGUCACUAGCAGUCUUCCUGGAAGUUCCUCAGGUCCCAAUUUCGACAAUCUGAAUGCCAGUAUUGCUGCCGCUGCAAGUUUGGUAGCGUCUGGACUAAACCCUAGCCACUUCCAAGGCGUCGGCAUUCUCGGUUUAACCAAAAGUGAAUGA